Molecule: messenger RNA, 2072 nt
Organism: Cryptomeria japonica (Japanese cedar)
Lineage: Eukaryota; Viridiplantae; Streptophyta; Pinopsida; Cupressales; Cupressaceae
Product: T-complex protein 1 subunit epsilon
Exons: 10
Coding region: 177-1784 (535 amino acids)
Biological process (GO): protein folding
Cellular component (GO): chaperonin-containing T-complex
Molecular function (GO): ATP binding; ATP-dependent protein folding chaperone; ATP hydrolysis activity
Source: RefSeq, a predicted model, not a curated record
AUAUUUGUUUUCAAAAGCCCUUGCAAACCCCAUUUCUAGUCUUUACUCGAAAGCGAGCGAGAGCAGAGAGCUAUAAAGCCUCACUCGCAGCACAGAGACAUCUAGGGUUUCGUCUUUGCGUAUAUACAGUUCAAAUCUCAUUCCGGAUACCAUCUCUUUAAUAUCCACGCCAAGAUAUGGCGUUGGCAUUUGACGAAUUUGGAAGACCUUUUAUAAUAUUGAGGGAGCAGGAGCAGAAGACCCGAGUGAAGGGGCUCGAUGCGCAGAAGGCUAACAUUGCGGCCGCGAGGGCUGUUGCGAGGAUCCUUCGCACCUCCCUCGGUCCCAAGGGCAUGGAUAAGAUGCUUACCAGCCCCGAUGGCGAUGUCACCAUCUCAAAUGAUGGUGCAACAAUUUUGGAGCAGAUGGAUGUAGAGAAUCAAAUUGGCAAACUGAUGGUAGAAUUAUCUCGGAGUCAGGAUUAUGAAAUUGGUGAUGGAACAACUGGUGUGGUUGUCACGGCAGGUGCACUAUUGGAGCAGGCAGAACAACUUUUAGAACGGGGUGUUCAUCCCAUAAGAAUUGCGGAGGGUUAUGAAAUGGCCUCAAAGAUUUCAGUGGAACAUUUAGAUCGUAUCGCUCAAAAGUUUGAGUUUAGUUUGAACAAUGUGGAACCUCUUGUGCAGACAUGCAUGACCACACUCUCUUCGAAGAUUGUUAAUAGAUGCAAACGCAUGUUAGCUGAGAUUGCUGUCAAAGCAGUACUCGCUGUUGCAGAUUUGGAAAGAAAGGAUGUUAACUUGGAUUUGAUUAAAGUUGAAGGAAAAGUUGGUGGAAGGUUGGAAGAUACAGAGCUGGUUGAAGGCAUUGUUAUUGACAAAGAUAUGAGUCAUCCACAGAUGCCUAAAAGAAUUGAGGAUGCUAAAAUAGCUAUCUUGACAUGUCCUUUUGAACCACCAAAGCCCAAGACAAAGCAUAAGGUUGACAUUGAUACGGUUGAGAAGUUUGAAGCUUUACGUGGGCAGGAAAGACAAUACUUUGAUGAAAUGGUUCAGAGGUGUAAGGAUGUAGGCGCAACUCUUGUCAUCUGUCAAUGGGGUUUUGAUGACGAGGCAAACCAUUUGCUGAUGCACCGGGGCUUGCCAGCAGUGCGAUGGGUUGGUGGAGUGGAACUGGAGUUGAUUGCAAUUGCAACAGGUGGACGAAUAGUUCCAAGGUUUCAGGAAUUGACAUCAGAAAAGUUAGGCAAGGCUGGUCUUGUGAGGGAGAAAGCAUUUGGAACAACUAAGGAUCGAAUGCUAUACAUAGAACAUUGUGCAAAUUCGAAAGCUGUUACUGUUUUUAUUCGUGGCGGAAACAAGAUGAUGAUUGAAGAAACAAAACGAAGUCUUCAUGAUGCACUUUGCGUAGCCCGCAACUUGAUUCGUAACAACUCAAUUGUGUAUGGUGGUGGAUCAGCUGAAAUUUCAUGUUCCCUUGCUGUAGAAGCUGCUGCUGAUAAGAUUCCAGGAGUUGAACAAUAUGCAGUUAGGGCAUUUGCAGAUGCCCUUGAUGCUGUACCAAUGGCUCUUGCAGAAAAUAGUGGACUUCAACCCAUUGAUACUUUGACAGCAGUUAAAGCUCAACAGAUCAAGGAAAAUAACCCUCACUUGGGAAUAGAUUGUAAUGAUGUUGGUACAAACGACAUGAUGGAGCAGAACGUAUUUGAAACUCUAAUUGGCAAGAAACAACAGAUUUUGCUUGCAACACAAGUGGUCAAGAUGAUCUUAAAAAUUGAUGAUGUGAUCUCACCAUCAGCAUAUUAGAUUAUUUUCCUCUGAGCAUGUGUGGUUGUGAAAACACCUAUAUUGGUGAAUUUCAGCGGAAACUAGGCAUUUCUGGAUACUGAAGCUUAUUCAUAAUGAACUGCACACACCUGUGCUGAAUGCUUGUAUUGUGUGAGUGCAUGUAAAUUUGAGGUUUUUUUACAGCGCAAGAUUGGCAAUGAUAUGCCCUGAAUUGCACAAGGAUUUUUUAGAUUUUAUUUUGAAAUGGUAUAAUCACAAGCUGUUACAAUUAAUAGCAAAUUGCAUGGUUCUACAUGUUACAAUUAA